Penicillium hordei is the source of this 1290-nucleotide messenger RNA. RefSeq lists its product as uncharacterized. The record is from RefSeq and is a predicted model, not a curated record. Lineage: Eukaryota; Fungi; Ascomycota; Eurotiomycetes; Eurotiales; Aspergillaceae. The transcript has 3 exons. Bases 1 to 1290 code for a protein of 429 amino acids.
AUGGAGCAACCAGCCUUUAUCUUCUUGAACGCAACAGGCUCCAGUCUUUCCCCGCCGGCUGCGAAGCGAAUGAGGGCACAUAUCACAAAAACCAACUUUGCCAAACGCCGCCAACAUGCUAAUCCAACUGGAUCGGAACAAAAAGAACAGAGAAAGGAUCAAUCACAGCAGUUGAAAGAGAGCGAAAAGCCUAAGAAUAACCAGCUCCUUACAUCAUUGCCGCUUAAAUCUACUAGCUCCGAGUCAGCUCCUGAUGCAACAACUUUCCAUAGGCUCCAAGAACUAGUCUUUCUAGAAGGCAGGCACUCUCCGGGCAGUGCAAGUGAAGCAGCGUGGUUUAAUCUUAUUGCCUCGGACCCGGUGCUAACCGAAGCGUCACUGGCGGUAGCGGUACGGCACUGGUCACCGGAUAAUGCAUGGCAAUUAAAAGCAUGUCGGCAUUCAUAUGCAGCGGUCCAUCUCAUCAAGCAGCGAAUCACAUCGACGGGGACUCGGACGGACGGUGUCCUCGGCGCAGUAACCACUUUAGCAUUCGGGGCGACUCUAGAACAGGAUGAUGUGGCCUGGAAUGUUCAUGUCAUUGGUCUUGCGCAUAUGAUCAAAGAUAGAAAAUCUCGUGCGAUGACUCCGCCGCCAUCAUGGAUGACAGACCUGGUUAUCCAGGAUUCCGUCAACGCCAUCUUCAAUUUCCCACGACUAUAUCAUGAGCGCAUUCUCGAAGCUUUGGUCGAUUACGAGGAUCAGAGGAUUUCUAGAAUAAAAGGGGUCUGUGAUAGCGUGAUCCAGCUACAGAAAAUGAUCGAUUCCCACCAUCAGCACCAAUUUGAUGCGACUUUGGUGGCACGAGAGAUUGAGGAGCCAUUGGCUCAGCUAUACUACGAAGCACGCGCUCUCCGAGCCAUUGACGAUGUAUAUGUCCAGGCCACCGCGCGAGCGAUCGAACUGGUUCUCUGUCUCCUCUGGCCCUUGAAGUCGGGAGCUUACUUGACCCUUCUUGCGGGGGAGUUGAAAGAAACGAUACGUCGAUUCCCGAUCAAGGGUUGCUCCUACAUGAAUUUGACUUCUUUUCCGCUGAUGAUUGGAGCCAUUGCCGCCGACGAGGGCUCGCCCCCGAGGGCAUGGUUUGUUGACCGGUUGGCCCGGGAAGUGCGAGCGAUGCAGUUGCGUGGUUGGAACAGACCACUCAGCCUCCUGCAAAACAAGUAUAAUAAUAACAAUUCCAGACUUAUGGAGCGAUUCAAAGCUCUCUGGCAUGAAUUACACUACGUCGCUAACGAGCUGGAGGAUUGA